UCGGGAUUCGUUUCCCCCCCCCCCUACACACCCCUUAUCUUUAAAGAGGGGGGGGAAGUGGGGCUCUCUUCUCUUCCUCCUUGUUCCUCGCCCCCCCUCCUCCCCGAAAACAAGAUUCGUGCUUCUCGAUCCCCGCCGGCUUUACUCAGGAACGUCCUUGAUCGCCAAGAUGGAUCAAGCACCAGAGCCCGACCUGAGCCCAUUGUUCAGCGAAGAAUCCUUCCCUGCUCUGUGGAGCACUGUUGACGAGGACAACUUGCAGGCCGUGUUCCAGAUGGAGGAUGUGAACUCAGGUCUGCUGGACCCGGCUGACCUUCCUGCCCUGUCCUUCGCGGUGCAGGGCGAGACCCCCAGGCCAGGAGAAGAUCAGAAUCAUUUCCAUCUGAGGGAUCCCGCAGCCCCCAUCCCUGCGUCCGUCGUCCCUUCAACGGAAGACUACGACGGCGAACUUGGCUUUGAGCUGGGCUUUGAGCAGUCGGGGACUGCCAAAUCUGUGACCUGCACGUAUUCAGAGUCUCUGAAUAAGCUCUUCUGCCAGCUUGCAAAGACGUGCAAAGUCCUGAUCAAGGUGGUCCACGCUCCGCCACCGAACGCCUUCAUCCGCGCCACGGCCAUCUACAAGAAGUCGGAGCACGUGGCGGACGUGGUCAAGCGCUGCCCCCACCACGAGCGCUCCCCGGAACACAAAGAUGGUGUGGCGCCCGCUGAGCACCUGAUCCGGGUAGAAGGAAACAAACUGGCCCAGUAUUUCACUGACGAGGACACCAGCCGUCACAGUGUUAUCGUCCCAUACGAAACACCCCAGGUGGGGUCGGCCUGUAGCAGCGUGCUGUACAACUUUAUGUGCAACAGUUCCUGCAUGGGGGGCAUGAACCGGCGCGCCAUCCUUGCAAUCAUCACCUUGGAGAUCCCUGGUCAGAUCCUCGGCCGCCGCUGCUUUGAAGUCCGGGUUUGCGCCUGCCCUGGCCGGGAUCGCCGAACCGAGGAAGACAACGCCCAUAAAACUGCUGGCCGUGGUGAAAAAUCCAAAAAGGUUCUUCCGCAAGGCAGCCGUUCCGAAAAGCUGAAGAAGAAGGUUGCUGAACCAGUCAACGCCGCUGCUGAGGACGCCCCUGAGAACGGAGUUUACACGCUUCAGAUCCGUAAUCGCAAGACCUACCAAAUGUUAAAGAAAAUCCGGGACGCCUUUGAAUAUCAAGAAGCGAUGCAGCCAGGGGGAACGGAGCUGCCAGCUGAAGCGGAGAUCCGUCACCCGCCGAAAGGGCUUCCAAAAGCUCGAAAACGAGGAGCUGUCACCUUCUCAUGUAGUGUGAAGAAACCAAUGGUGAAGGAUGAGACACUGGAUUCUGACUAGCUCUAUCCCCGCGCGCUUUCCCUGGCCUGAUUUUGGCCUUUUCUAUAUGCACCCCCCCACACACACACCUACUUCCCCAACUUCUCUUUCUUAGAACAAGGGCUCCCCAGAGCCAUGGUUGAAAAGAAGACCCGGUUCUCCUGGAAUGAAGUGGGGGGAACCCAUUGAGAACCAUUCCCCGCAAACACAGCUCCCUCUCUGACCGGGAUUUGCACAAAACAGCACCGAAGUCUCUAAACCAGUCUUCCCCAGCCGUCCGCCGUUCAGAUGAGUUGGAGUGCAACUCCCAUCAUUCCCAGCCAUGAUGGGGGUUGCAACCCCCAUCUGGACGGCGGCCGGUUGGCUAAGACGUCUGUAGAUGGCUUGUUUCCUUUAUGGCUGCUGCUAGGGGGGGGGUCUCAUUUCUAAACCCCCUCCUCGCUAGAGAGCCAGCAUGGCCAAGACCCGGUGCUCUAAGCUAACAAUGCACUGCCACCGUGAUUAUGAAUUAUUACGGGUUCUGGGAGGGGUUGGCUCAGGGCUGGUUUCCUGCAGGUAGCCUGCCCCCCCCCAUUUUAUUAUAGAUUUUCCCUCUGCCCCAAUAUCCAACGCAUUACCCCAAUUUUAUAUUCAUUUUCCUCUAGGUUAGACACACACACACACACACCGUGCGCACACACGCCUUGUUCUGAGCAGUUUUAUAGGCUUGAUUUAUUUUCUGCUGCACCCCUUACCUUUUGUAAUACUUCAUAACCUUUUGUACGGAAUAAAAUGUCUUGGAACA
Molecule: messenger RNA, 2117 nt
Organism: Elgaria multicarinata webbii
Lineage: Eukaryota; Metazoa; Chordata; Lepidosauria; Squamata; Anguidae
Gene: TP53
Product: tumor protein p53
Exons: 10
Coding region: 170-1354 (394 amino acids)
Biological process (GO): regulation of transcription by RNA polymerase II; protein tetramerization; apoptotic process
Cellular component (GO): nucleus
Molecular function (GO): RNA polymerase II cis-regulatory region sequence-specific DNA binding; DNA-binding transcription factor activity, RNA polymerase II-specific
Source: RefSeq, a predicted model, not a curated record